AUGGUACCCAACACGGCCAUCCGCGUUCCUCCCGCGAAGCUCGUCAGCUGCCGCGAGCAUGUCGUCCCCGGCCAGUUCCUCACCGCCGAGCUCUUCUUCCAAGUCCCCCUCGACUAUGAAGACCCAGACUCCGGCACCAUCACCAUUUUCGGUCGCCGCAUCGCGAAGCGCGACAUGCCCAUCACCCCGCCCGAUGACGAGGAUGCGAAGAAGGCGGCGAACAAACCGUACAUGGUCUUCCUCGAGGGCGGCCCGGGCUUUGGCAACCGUGACCCCCAGGACCAUCCGUUGACCCGCAUCGCCGUACCUAGGGGUUACCAAGUCCUCUUUCUCGACUACCGCGGUGUGGGCAUGAGCACGCCUGUCUCGGCCGCCAUGCUCGCCAAAAUCGGCGACGCCGACGCCCAGGCCAAGUAUCUCGGCCUCAUGCGUCAGGACAACACGGUCCGCGACUGCGAAGCCGUUCGCAAGUGCCUGACCGCCGGCUGGCCCGACAUCAAGGCAGUCUGGUCCAUCUUCGGCCAGUCCUACGGCGGUUUCGUCAGCUUGUCCUACUUAUCCAUGCACCCAGAAGGUCUCGCCGAGGUCUUCCUCACCGGUGGCCUUGCCCCCGUCGGAAAGACGGCCGACCAAGUCUACGAGGCAACCUUCCGCAAGACGAUCGAGCGCAACAUCGAGUACUACGCCAAAUUCCCCGCCGAUGUCGCAGUCGUCCGCCAGAUUGCGGCCCAUCUCGAGAGCGAAGGUGGCGUUGCUCUGCCGUCGGGCGGUACCUUGACCGUCCCUCGCCUGCUUACCCUCGGCAUCGCCUUUGGUGGCCACGGGGGCUUCGCAAAUGUUCACAACACCCUUCUCCGCCUCAAGACCUCUCUCGACCAGCUCAAAUUACUCGACCGCUCCGCGCUGCAGCAGGUGGAGACUUUCACUCCCUUCGACACCAACAUCAUUUAUGCCAUCCUCCACGAGGCUAUUUACUGCGACGGACCGGAAAAGCCAUCGGCCUGGGCCGCGUACCGCGUUGGCAAGGCUCUCAAGCCCUUUUCCUGGCUGAAUCCUGGAUACGAGUCCGCUUCGGCAGAUGAUCCCUUGUACUUCUCCGGCGAGAUGAUAUUUCCCACGCAUUUCGAAACUUACCCGGAGCUCAUCUCCCUGCGUGACGUGGCCGAGAAAAUUGCGACGAGAACCGAUUGGCCGGCCCUGUACGACGAGGAGAGACUGCGCAACAACACGGUGCCCGUCUACGCCGCAUCCUACAUCGAGGACAUGUACGUCGAGCACAGCUUGGCCAGGGAAACGUCAAGGCUCGUCAAGGGCACCAAGGUCUUCGAGACCAACAUCGUCUACCACAACGGCUUGCGCGCCAGAACGGACGAGGUCUUGCGGCAACUCUUUAGCCUACGUGACGAUGUUUUGGAUUAG
Molecule: messenger RNA, 1419 nt
Organism: Drechmeria coniospora
Lineage: Eukaryota; Fungi; Ascomycota; Sordariomycetes; Hypocreales; Ophiocordycipitaceae
Product: proline iminopeptidase
Exons: 1
Coding region: 1-1419 (472 amino acids)
Biological process (GO): proteolysis
Molecular function (GO): peptidase activity
Source: RefSeq, a predicted model, not a curated record